AUGAGCCAAGCAACCCCCCCUUCGACCAACACUCCGUCGUCCGCAGCAACUCCCAAAGCCCGGCCGUUGGCUUCCAAAAAGCGAAAGGCAGAGGCAGAGACGAACAUGAGCAACAUCAGCGAUUACUCCCAUCUCGGCGGCUCCCCCGAGUAUAGCCAUCUCACCUUCGCCUGCAACGGCCACGAGUUCAAUGUCCACAAGGCCGUCGUCUUGCCCCAUUCCGCCGUCCUCAGGGCCGCCGUCCAGGGCAGGUUCCUCGAGGCCCAGACCAAUGUGGUUUUCAUGGAUGGCUUCUCGCCUCGCACGGUCCGCCAACGCAUGAGAGAGCACAUGCACGUCAACGCCAUUGCCGACUACUACGGUAUCCCCGCGCUCGAGAAGCUGGCAAACGACAACCUCCGCGCCAUCAUCCAACCCUGCGUCGCCAAAGAGAACCAGUCCUGGUUCCCCGUCGCACAGCAAAUAAAGACCCGUCGCUCGUGA
This is a messenger RNA of Hirsutella rhossiliensis, 483 nucleotides long. RefSeq lists its product as uncharacterized. Gene Ontology annotation, molecular function: protein binding. The coding region runs from base 1 to 483 and encodes 160 amino acids. The record is from RefSeq and is a predicted model, not a curated record. The transcript is spliced from 2 exons. Lineage: Eukaryota; Fungi; Ascomycota; Sordariomycetes; Hypocreales; Ophiocordycipitaceae.